CCGGCCUCGACUUGCGAACUUCUUGACCCAACCCAUCAACCGCCUACCCAUCCUCCACGACAACCUCGCGACAAAGAGCUCAAGUCAGCCAACAUGUCGCACCGUAAGUUCGAGGCUCCUCGUCAUGGCUCUCUGGCCUACCUGCCCCGCAAGAGGGCCGCCAGGCACCGAGGAAAGGUCAAGUCCUUCCCCAAGGACGACCCCAAGAAGCCCGUCCACCUGACCGCCACCAUGGGCUACAAGGCUGGUAUGACCACCAUUGUCCGCGACCUCGACCGACCUGGCGCGAAGUCCCACAAGAAGGAAGUUGUUGAGGCCGUCACCAUUGUUGACACGCCACCUAUGAUCGUUGUUGGUCUGGUUGGCUACAUCGAAACCCCCCGUGGCCUGCGUUCGCUCACUACCGUCUGGGCUGAGCACUUGAGCGACGAGAUCAAGCGCCGAUUCUACAAGAACUGGUACAAGAGCAAGAAGAAGGCCUUCACCAAGUACGCCAAGAAGCACUCCGACAACGCCUCCUCCUUCACCCGCGAGCUCGAGCGCAUCAAGAAGUACUGCACCGUCGUCCGUGUCCUGGCCCACACCCAGAUCCGCAAGACUCCCCUCAAGCAGAAGAAGGCCCACCUCAUGGAGAUCCAGAUCAACGGUGGCUCCGUCGCCGACAAGGUCGAGUUCGGCCACGGUCUGUUCGAGAAGCCCGUCUCUGUCGACUCCAUCUUCGAGCAGGACGAGAUGAUCGACGUGAUCGCUGUCACCAAGGGUCACGGCUUCAACGGUGUCACUUCCCGUUGGGGCACCAAGAAGCUGCCGCGUAAGACACACAAGGGUCUCCGCAAGGUCGCUUGUAUCGGUGCCUGGCACCCGUCCCACGUCCAGUGGACUGUUGCCCGUGCUGGUCAGAAGGGUUACCACCACCGUACCUCGGUCAACCACAAGGUCUACCGUAUUGGCAAGGGCGAUGCCGAUAACAACGCCUCUACUGACAUCGAUGUCACCAAGAAGACCAUCACUCCUCUGGGUGGCUUCGUCCGCUACGGUGAGGUCAAGAACGACUUUGUCAUGGUCAAGGGCUCCAUCCCUGGUGUGAAGAAGCGUGUCAUGACUCUCCGCAAGUCCAUGUUCACCCACACCUCAAGGAAGGCUCUGGAGAAGGUCGAGCUCAAGUGGAUCGACACCUCGUCCGAGUUCGGACACGGUGCUUUCCAGACCCCCGCCGAGAAGAAGCAGUACCAGGGUCUCCUCAAGAAGGAUGUCGCCUCCGCUUAAGAUUCUGCUACUUCUCUCUCACGGCGUGGUGUCACGGCUUUCUCUUUGCUGCAUGAUGGAUGGGUUGGUUAAUGGGUACCGGGGCUCAGUCAGAGCCCGUUAGGGGCCAAAGUCCCAGAAGGUUCACGAUGAGCCCUCACUGGCGUCAGUGGAAAAUAAAAUCGUGACGAAAUUUACUCCUGACAUGAAUGAUACCACCUCUUUGACAA
Molecule: messenger RNA, 1475 nt
Organism: Diaporthe batatas
Lineage: Eukaryota; Fungi; Ascomycota; Sordariomycetes; Diaporthales; Diaporthaceae
Product: ribosomal 60S subunit protein L3
Exons: 4
Coding region: 94-1266 (390 amino acids)
Biological process (GO): translation; ribosomal large subunit assembly
Cellular component (GO): cytosolic large ribosomal subunit; ribosome
Molecular function (GO): RNA binding; structural constituent of ribosome
Source: RefSeq, a predicted model, not a curated record